Messenger RNA from Penicillium longicatenatum, 744 nucleotides. RefSeq names its product nuclear transport factor 2 family protein. NCBI's taxonomy places the organism in Eukaryota, Fungi, Ascomycota, Eurotiomycetes, Eurotiales, Aspergillaceae. The record is from RefSeq and is a predicted model, not a curated record. The transcript is spliced from 3 exons. The coding region runs from base 1 to 744 and encodes 247 amino acids.
AUGGCAGAAGAAACCCAGUCUCCAGACAUUUCUGCUCUCGUUGCCACCAUGCAAAAUCUUUCAAAUGAAGUCACGAAGCUAAAGGGCGAAUCCGAAGUUAGAAAGUUGCACCACAAGUAUGGCUACUACCUGGACAAAUGUCUCUAUAAAGAGGUAGUUGACCUUUUCGCGAACCACCCAGACACAUACGUCCAGUUCCUCAACGGCCGCUUCAACGGCAAAGAAGGCGUCCACCGCCUCUACAUUGAGCGAUUCGCAAAUCGAUUCGUCGGCGGCCGCAACGGCCCAAUAGAAGGCUGGCUGUUAGACCACUUGAUGGCUCAAGACAUAGUGGACUUCAGUCCCGAAGCCGGACGCGCAAAAGCCCGUAUCCGCGCAUUUAUGAGUGCGGGAACCCACGAAGCCCUGCCAUCCGAGUUCCCAGGUGGUUAUCGCCAGUGGUGGGAAGGAGGACUGUACGAGAAUGAAUACAUUCUCCAAGAUGGGGUUUGGAAAAUACUGCGGUUGCGCUACUACCCUUUCUGGCAUGGUUCCUUUGAGUCUGGGUGGAAGGGAUCUAAAGAUUUUGUUCCCCUGUUUAAGGAGAUGUUUCCUGCGGAUAAGCUUGGUCCUGAUAUUAUACUUCAAGAUGGGGGGCUUUGGCCUGAUACUCGGGUCAUUCCUUUCCACUACAAACACCCUGUGACCGGAGAGGAGGUCGAGGAGGGGGGAUAUGCGGGCUCCGAGGUGGCUUGCGGAGGCUAG